AUGCCGACCGUGAAUGCAGUUUACUAUCCUUCAUGGAAGGUCUACAAUGGCAAGCCACCAUCUUGCCUCAAUGUACAGGCGACCACUCACAUACUAUACGCAUUUAUCCGCGUGAACGAAGAUGGCUCAUUGAAGCUCCUUGACGAGUGGGGUGACAUCAACAUGGAGGUUGACGGCGCCCAGGGAUGCCUAGGAGCUCUGGCGAAACUGAAGCAGGAGAAUCCACAUAUCCGGACCUUGAUAUCAGUUGGGGGCGGAUCAGGAAGUGAUGAGUUCCCGGCACUCGCGGCGAACCCAGAUGCCAGGGCCCUAUUCGCUCAGCAGAUUCGAGAAUUCUGUGACCGCCACUCGUUUGACGGUGUCGACAUUGACUGGGAGCAUCCUACAACAGAGGAUCAAGGCCGGGACUAUCUGAGCCUGCUCCAGGCCACACGAGAGGCACUUCCGGCACCUGACUAUCUCGUUACAACAGCGCUGCCUGUCGGGGAAUACUGCCUGCAGCAUAUUAAUCUCGAGGCAGCUGGGGAGAUCUUGGACUUUAUCAACCUCAUGGGGUACGAUUUCGUGGGCGGAUGGACUGACGUAUCGGGCCACCAUGCUCAGCUUUGCCUGCCCAGUGACGAUGUCGACGAGGUCCAUCCAAACUUGCGCCAUUGUUGCGCGGGGGCGGUGGAUUAUAUCAUAUCCCGCGGAUUCCCCAGCUCCAAGAUUGUCCUGGGCGUGCCCGCAUAUGCCAGGUUCUUUCCUGGCGCCAGCGGGCUGGGCGAAGCAUUUUCAGAAGCAGGGGAGCUCGACUACUGUGACCUGUCUGAAGACUGCGUCAACCACGCACAGGUGGAUGAGAAAGCUGCCGCUGCAUGUUACGUUGACGACUGUGAUGGGAAGGGGUUUGUGACGUUUGACGUUCCUCUGACGGUAGUGCUGAAGGCCCAGUUCGCAAAGGAGAAGGCAUUAGCCGGUCUCUUCUACUGGACUGGAGUCGGAGACAGAGAGGGAGACGACAGUCUCGUCGCCGCGGGAUAUACCGAACUGACAUCAUAG
Molecule: messenger RNA, 1041 nt
Organism: Clonostachys rhizophaga
Lineage: Eukaryota; Fungi; Ascomycota; Sordariomycetes; Hypocreales; Bionectriaceae
Source: the annotation of a GenBank genome assembly